AUGUCGCGCACAGCCACAGCCACACCUCCGCCACCACUCUUCCACCAAAAGAGCUCCACGCCAUCGGCACGCCAUGCGUCCAAGGGCAACAUGGCUGCUCCGGUGCAGACCGGUGGUGGCGGCAGUGGGUUCCAGCGCCACUUUAAAAAGUCGUCCAAGACCAUCAACGCCUCGCCGUUGAAACAGGUCGCGCCAAUGUCGGCGAGCGAGAUGCUCGGCAUGCCGACCAGCAAAGAGGCUACACCCGACCCCAUGGCCAACCGUGAUCCUGCGUCCAUCUCAUGGUCCGAAGACAACACCGACGCCCUCUCGAUUGCGACUUCUGUGCCGUCCAUGUCGGCGGGAAGCUCGAGCUCGGACAUUGCUCCAUCGCUCGCAACCCCCGACACGACGCCGUCGUCGUCAAUCUAUGGCGACAACGCCGAGAUUGUCAACGCGUCCAGUGUCUCGCUCGGUCUCGCCAGUCCUCCUCCCAGGUCAUGGGUCAACGGCUUUGGCAAGAUGGCCCGUGCUGCCGGCAUCAUGAACCCCUUUGGCCGUCGCCGCGAAGGAGAGUCACCGCGUGGCCUGUCGCCGCGCGUCAUGUCGCCUCGUAUCAACUCGCCCAAGGUCCCCUCGUCCCCAGCUCCGCAACUGUCGUCGCCCCUCUCGCCCAUGGUGGGCACCUUGGUUUCACCUUACAUUGCCCCUUCCCCCGGGUCGAUUGCGCCCUCGUCGGUCGCAGUCUCGCCCAUGGCAUUUACCGUGACGCCUGCGCCCGAAGUCGCCGACAUGAUUCUGGACACGCCUCUGCCGCCGCACGCGCUUCCGCCAGCUAUCGCGCACCCGAACAACAUGCCGCCUGCCAUGCCCCUCGACCAGCCACCAACUGAGAACCCUGCAGAGGCUCUCAGGCGCUACGAGUGGGCCGAGGAGCAGCGCCGUCAAGUGACCGAGUUUGCCCGACUGUGCUCGCAGUGGCCGCAGAGUGGCUACAACCAGGCCAAGUACCCCGGUGGCCACCAAGGUCCCUACGUGCCCCAGUCGUGGGCCAACCCUCGCCAUGUCAUUCGCACCAUGCAGCGUCAAGCUGAGUUGGAAAAGCAACUGUGCGACUCCGAGUCGACCUUUUACGCGGCCACGCACGCGGCCCGUUCGGCGUCGUCUACCGACGUCGACUCGGACCCCAGUGUGUACUCGCACAUUUCCAGCCAGAGCUCGCUCGCCACGUCCGUGUCGCUUGGUGGUGGUGGCGGUAACCAGGAACCCGAGUCGGAGGCACUCUGUGCCGCUGUUUGGGCUGCAACCAAGACCUACCGCGAGCCUCCGUCCCCGAUCACCGAUGACCUCAAGGACCAGAAGACCGCUGCAGACCUGCGUGCCGCCAUGGCCUCGCCCAUGGUGGACGCGUGGCGCGGCGGUUCUGGCGGCGAGGCGUCGAUCAUCUCGGUCAGCUCGGUGAUCUCGGUCGCCACCACGGCCACUGUCGAGGACAAGUCGGACUCUGCCUGGCAGUCGCUCGCCAACUCUACAAAGUCGCUCACCGAGCUCGACCACAUGGCCGAGCUCGCUACCAACGACCGCAUGGAUGUGGACGAGGAGCCUUCGGAUGCCCUGUCGUCGAUCCCCUCGAUCCCAGGCUCGCACCCUGGCUUUGCCGACUUGCCGCCGCCGACGCGUUCCCAGUCGUGCCCCGCCAAGCGCCCGCUCACGUUCAUUUGUGAUGACGAGGACAAGCGCCGCCGCGUGACCGAGCCCAUGGUCGUGGACGACGCUGCUACCCCAGUGUUCUCGGAGGAGCCUGCAGCGCUUCCUUCCGCCAUGUCGGCUUCGGUCCCCAACCUCAUGAACCACCCCAUGACGAUUGGCGGCCACAUCGUCAAGACGUCCAACUCGCACCCGCUGGUCAUCUCGCCCUUCCUCCCCAACGAGAUCAUGCCUGCUCUCACAAAGUACAUUGUCGCACCGGCCCACGCCACGCCCGAGCAGCCCAUCAUGCUCGCGUCCGAGCUCGAUGUGCCCUCGCUCCUGCUUUCGUGCGCUGCCGUCCAGCAGUGUCCCACCGAGGCUGGGCCCGUUGGCUCCCCCCAGGGCCACAACCCGGGUCCCAUGACGCUCAUCUUCAACCCCAUGCGUCCCCGUGGCAUCCGCGGCCACCAGUCGCACCUUGGUAACUUGCUCCUCAGCUCGUGCCCCGGCAAGCGCUUGCGCAUGGACGGCCCCGUCCGUGGUCGCGGCCCUGUCUGCCGUGACCUGCGCGCCGACCUCUGUCGCAUCCGCGCCGAAGGUGUGGGCGCUCUUGUUUGCUGCCUCGACGACGAAGAGCUUGCGCUCCUCGGCGUGCCGUGGGAGACCUACCGCGAGAUUGCCGGCUCUGUCGGCCUUGACGUCAUUCGCCUGCCUAUGCCUGAUGGAUUCACCCCCGUCUCGCUCCAGCUGUUUGAUGCCCAGGUCUCGGUCAUUGUCACCCGCUACACUCUCAAGGGCAUCAACGUCCUCGUCCACUGCCGUGGCGGCGUUGGCCGUGCUGGUCUCACUGCGUGUGCGUGGGCGAUCAAGAUGGGCUUUGUCCAGCCCCAUCCCUCGCUUGCCAACAGUGCCGCUUCGUCCCCCUCCACCCCGUCGGCAUCCAAGGCGUCGUCGUCGUCGCGCAAGUCCAAGUAUGCGCGUACUGGCCCUGCCACGCCGAUCCCCACCCACGAGGAGGAGCGCGCCGUGGUCAUGUCCAUUGUCGAGCGCUCCAUCGCCAUGAUCCGCUGCCGCCGUGGCCUCAAGGCCAUUGAGAGCAUGGAGCAGGUCCAGUUCCUGGCCAUGUACGUGACUUGGCUUAGGGAGAGCCUGGCCAUUUAG
Molecule: messenger RNA, 2829 nt
Organism: Apiotrichum porosum
Lineage: Eukaryota; Fungi; Basidiomycota; Tremellomycetes; Trichosporonales; Trichosporonaceae
Exons: 4
Coding region: 1-2829 (942 amino acids)
Biological process (GO): dephosphorylation
Cellular component (GO): nucleus
Molecular function (GO): phosphatase activity
Source: RefSeq, a predicted model, not a curated record